Rhinopithecus roxellana (golden snub-nosed monkey) is the source of this 1621-nucleotide messenger RNA. RefSeq names its product ArfGAP with dual PH domains 2 (gene ADAP2). Bases 127 to 1272 code for a protein of 381 amino acids. The record is from RefSeq and is a predicted model, not a curated record. The transcript is spliced from 11 exons. Gene Ontology annotation, molecular function: phosphatidylinositol bisphosphate binding; GTPase activator activity. NCBI's taxonomy places the organism in Eukaryota, Metazoa, Chordata, Mammalia, Primates, Cercopithecidae. Gene Ontology annotation, cellular component: plasma membrane; intracellular membrane-bounded organelle. Gene Ontology annotation, biological process: positive regulation of GTPase activity.
GGCGGGACGGGGCGGGGCUGGCGGCCUCCCGGGCCUGGCUGAGGCGCUGCGGCCGGGUCCCUCUCCACCUGCAGGGCCGAGCGCACGGGCCAUGGGCUGAGCCCCGCUGAGCCCGCCGGGCCGGCCAUGGGCGACCGCGAGCCCAACAAGAAGCGGCUGCUGGAGCUGCUGCGGGCGCCGGACACAGGCAACGCGCACUGCGCCGACUGCGGGGCGGCAGAUCCCGACUGGGCCUCUUACAAGCUGGGGAUCUUCAUCUGUCUCAACUGCUGCGGUGUCCACCGUAACUUCCCUGACAUCAGCAGAGUUAAAUCCGUGCGACUUGACUUCUGGGACGACAGUAUUGUGGAGUUUAUGACCCACAAUGGGAACCUCCGUGUGAAGGCCAAGUUCGAAGCCAGAGUCCCAGCUUUCUACUAUAUCCCCCAGGCCAACGACUGCCUGGUCUUAAAGGAACAAUGGAUUCGAGCUAAGUAUGAGAGACGGGAAUUUAUGGCUGACGGGGAAACCAUCUCACUCCCAGGUAACCGAGAAGGAUUCCUGUGGAAGCGAGGAAGGGACAACUCACAGUUUCUGAGAAGGAGGUUUGUACUUCUGGCAAGAGAAGGCCUCCUGAAGUACUACACAAAAGAAGGGGGUAAAAGCCCCAAAGCUGUCAUCAGCAUUAAGGACUUGAAUGCCACCUUCCAGACAGAGAAGAUAAGGCACCCCCAUGGGCUGCAGAUCACCUACAGGAGAGAUGGCCACAUCAGGAACCUGUUUGUGUAUCAUGAAAGUGGGAAGGAGAUAGUGGACUGGUUCAAUGCCCUGCGUGCAGCCCGUCUGCAGUAUCUAAAAAUGGCUUUUCCUGAACUCCCGGAGUCUGAGCUCGUGCCAUUCCUCACCAGGAACUACCUCAAACAAGGCUUCAUGGAAAAGACUGGGCCAAAGCAGAGAGAACCUUUCAAGAAAAGGUGGUUCGCCCUGGAUUGCCAUGAGCGGAGGCUGCUCUAUUACAAGAACCCACUGGAUGCCUUUGAGCAGGGCCAGGUUUUUCUUGGGAACAAGGAGCAGGGAUAUGAAGUCUAUGAAGACCUGCCCAAGGGCAUCCGAGGAAAUCGCUGGAAAGCCGGACUCACCAUUGUCACCCCAGAGCGGAGAUAUGUCCUCACUUGCCCCAACGAGAAGGAGCAGCAGGAAUGGCUGGAAAGUUUGCGGGGUGUCCUGUCCAGCCCCUUGACGCUCCUCAACCGCCUCACUGCAUCAACAGAGAGUGGCCGCAGCAGCAGGUGACCCAUUAACUGAGGAACUGGCUGCCACUGAACACCUGGAGCGCCUUGCGGGAAGGAGAAGUUCGCACCUCGACCCUGGCUGCCCACCAUCAGUGCCCCACAGUCAGCAGCCAUCCCUGGCAGUGAACUCUGCCAGGACUGAAGCUGUGGCUUUAUCCAUCAGCUCCCUGAGCCUUCCCCGCAACCCACCCCAGGGAUCUGAGGAUCUGGUACAUAGAUGAACAUCUAUCCCCUCCUCCCCCAUACACACCCAGGCUUGAAAUGCCCUAUAGGCCCAGAACUUUCUCACAUCUGAAAUGGAGGCAUUGCAAUGAAAAGGCACCCACAGCAUCAUGCAAGUGGCAUCUUGU